CGCGCUUGCCAAGUCGCCGCCGCGCAGCGACCUCGUACUUGCAGCGAGUGGACGAGCUUACGCCUACUUAGCGAGUGAGAGCUACAGCUGCGCAUUUCGGAAAUGCCAAAAAAAAAAAAAAAAAUUACACAACGCGCUGAGAUUGUCGGUGCCGUAACGCAGCGCAGAAGUACAGUAUAGAGAGAGAGAGAGGGAGCGUCGCGGCGCCGGCGCGCGCGCGCUGCUUCUCUCGCGCACUCGCCCAUUCGUCAGUCACCCGUAGGACGUCGCAGCGGUGAGCUGCCGCUGUCUUUUCUCUCUCUCUCUCUCUCUCUCGCUCCUCGUGCAGCACAAGUACACGUACACGAGAGCGGAGGGUUAUUUACCCAGUUGCACGUGCAGUGGUCUAACCCCUUGGACACACACGCGGUGCGAGAUGCGAUGAGGAGAAGGAGGCCGCGCAGCGAGUGUGCCGCAUCGUAGAGGAAAGCUUGCGGGGGAGCAGGGCUUGUUGGCAGUCGGGAAAUCUCCGCGUCGGUUUCCCAGGUGACGAGAGGGUGCAAGAGAGACGGGAGAGGACUAGAGUCUAGCUCGAGAUGAGGAACUGCUGCUGCUGCUGCUGCUGCUGCUGCUGAGAUGUGAGGAAACAUAGUCGCUGCAUGCACAGUGAAGUCCGGUAUGAGUAUAGAAGGAAGAGCAGCAGUGCACCAAAGGAGAAGAUGACGAUACGCCGGCACGUCCUUGCAGGUCUGCGCCGUGCGUUCCUGGCCGCGGGCGUGCUCGCCCUCCUCAUUCUCGCCUUGUCCAGCCAGGACCGGUCGUCGUCCUCCGCUGGCGUCAACUCGCUCCGGGAACCCGUCGCUCUCGAGGAUGACGCGCCGAUGACGCAGGAGGAGCGACUGAUCGAGCAGGGCCGACUCUCGGACACGGAGUCCCGGAUGACGGAGCGUCGCAAGUACCUCGCGGAGCGCUGCGCGGAGGAGGGCCUCGACCGACCGGGCAACGAUUCGCUCCACCGGCCCAACGCCUGGGAGUUUCUUGUAAAUAGGGAGCACCACCUCAUCUGGUGCAACGUCUUCAAGGCCGCCUCGACCUCCUGGAUGUACAACUUCAACCUGCUCGCCGGGUACAGUCCGCAGUUUCUGAAGGCGUCGAAGGCGGUGCCGGUAUCGCUGGCCAGGCAGAAGUACCCGCGGCCGACGGCCGAAGAGCUCGGCAAGUUCCUCAACGACAGCCUGAGCUUCCUCAUAGUCCGACACCCCUUCGAGCGGCUAUUGAGCGCCUACAGGGACAAGUUGGAGCACAGCCUGCCUCAUACCUUCCACAGCAAACUCGGCUCCCACAUUGUCUCGCAUUAUCGAACCAAGAGCCCAAAGUCGAGUGGCAAGCGCGGGCCAAGGUACCCGCUGUUCGAAGAAUUCGUGAGGUGGCUGCUGUGCGAGUGGAAGGCCGGAAACGAGCUCGACAUGCACUGGACGCCAAUCGUCAAUUUUUGCACUCCGUGUCAAGUGCGCUUUGACGUUAUAGCGAAAUUCGAGACGCUUCACGAUGACCAGAAUUACCUCAUUAAGCAAGCUCACGUGGGUCACAUAAUUAAGCCCGAGUGGAAGAACCCGACACGGGGGGUCCAAACGAAGGACGUUGUCAAGCAAUACUUCUCUCAACUUUCAAAGAUGCAAAUCAAGCAGCUCUACGAGAUGUUUAGAUACGACUUCAUUCUGUUCGAUUACUCGCUGACGGAGUAUCUGGAGAACGGACGGGACGAGGCGACGAAACUGGUCUGCAAGAAAUGACGCUCGGAGUCCGCCUUACUGUUUAAGCUUUAUUAGCUGCAUCGCUCAGCAUUUUGUUUUCGCCUUUUUUCUAAACCGCGAAAGCCGAGAAUGCAUAUGGACGAGACAUUUUUGCGAUGAAAAAAUGCGCAAUACGCACGGCCUAGGAGAAAUCAAAUUUAUGCAGACGAUUUCGUCCUUCUGCAAAUUAGACGUAGACGCGUUGUCGCGACUGAGCGAUUUCGUUAUUUUUUAGAAGUGAACAAUUUGAUACGAAUGUAGGUAUAAAUUCACCAAAAGUGAGAUACGUAGGCAAUCAUCGUUUUAAGCGACUGUUGCAAACACUUGAGUUUUUAUAAAAAGAAAAUUUAACCACGAUUCGUUGGAUAAUCAAAAUGGCCUAUGUAACGUGAAUUUCUUGUACACGUCGUAUUAUUUGAAUCCAAACGUAAACCUCUAUAUUUACGGAGUUGAAACGCCGGGUUACGUAAUGCGAAAUUGUUGCUUUGUUGAGAAUCAAGUCUUUGGCUCGUAAAAUGAAAAAAAAAAAAAAAUAGUCCGUAGAUAACGUGGCUUGGGCACCAAAGACAGAGAAUUAGAAUAACUAUACGCCUAAUAAAACGAUAACUAAUUUACGUAAAUUUUUUAAAUUACAGCGUUUAGAGAGAUAACAUGUAAUUUGUGAUGCUACAAAUACUUAAGAAUUAAUAUUGUUAACGACGUAUAAUCUAUAAGAAAGCAGAAUUAUCUUUAAAAAAUAUAACAUCAUUUUACACUAAUAAAUAACGAGCAUAAAAGUUUAACAGAUUAUUUAUAACCGCAAGCAAAAUAAUAAUAAAAUAAUGAUACUAUAAUAGACAAAACAUGGAUAAACUAAUCAGGCACUCAAAAGACUGCCAAUUUACAAGAUUUUUCCAAAACAAUGAGAAUCGUUAUUUUUGUAAAUUGCAGGAGUAGAUUAUGAUUUACGUGCAUGUGAUAUGAGAACGAUAAUUUCGAGUGAGAAUCGAACUGAGCAGUUAUUGAAUUAAGCGGAAGCCGCUCGUUAAAGAGAAAUGAAUCCAAGCGAUAAAUCGCAUUUGUAUAAGGUCGCGCACGUUACAUGUAGGUACAAGCAUUUUUGCACCCUUUUCCACUGACAUUAAUCUAAAGAAAGAGAAGAGAUUUUACUACAGGUAGAUUUUGCUAAGUAGUUUUCAAUUGUUUUAAACUUUGCACAUUUUUAACACCUGAUAGUUUUUAACUAGCUCGCGAUGCAAACAAUGAUACAUUUGUUUAAUCAUUGCUCUAGAUCUCUAAUUUGUACUACACAUGAAACACGGCCUUCUGUGUAGAGCAAUUUUCAGCAGACUCUUUUCUGUUAGAUCUUAAUUAUAAUUAGUAUAGGAGAAAUUACUCGAUAUAGAGUUUAUAUUGUUGUUGAAGGAAAUAAUGUAAAAUUUAAAUCUGGCAAAUUAUACUGGUUUCUUGUAAAAAUGUAUAUUUUGUAAAAGGGCUAGCACAACACUAUCGAGUGCUGCCUGAGGCCCGACAUAUUACUCUACGUAUUAAUGUGUAAUAUAAAUUGGCAGGGUUUACUGUUGAACACCAUUGCAUCCGUAGCUCUAACCCUCUUUCAAUUUACAACUACUUUAUAUACAACAUGCGGUAUAUUUGUACACGAUGAAUAAAACAAUUUAAAGUGAAUAUCA
Messenger RNA from Nasonia vitripennis (jewel wasp), 3442 nucleotides. Its product is annotated as carbohydrate sulfotransferase 11. Gene Ontology annotation, biological process: carbohydrate biosynthetic process. The transcript has 7 exons. NCBI's taxonomy places the organism in Eukaryota, Metazoa, Arthropoda, Insecta, Hymenoptera, Pteromalidae. Gene Ontology annotation, molecular function: sulfotransferase activity. Gene Ontology annotation, cellular component: membrane. Bases 639 to 1772 code for a protein of 377 amino acids. The record is from RefSeq and is a predicted model, not a curated record.